AUGCAUCCUGCUACUAAACCUGAAGAUUCAAGUCAUCGUGUCCCAAUCGGCAUAAAUAUUUUGACAGGUGGUUUAGCAGGAUGUGUUGCAAAGACAGCAAUUGCUCCACUCGACAGAGCCAAGAUAAACUUUCAGUCUACUCGAAUGCCGUUUAAUGUUCGGAGUCUUAUUCAGUUUCUCAAAAACACUUACCAAGAACAAGGUUUCAUGUGCUUAUGGCGUGGUCACACUGCAACUCUUGCCAGAAUUUUUCCUUAUUCUGCUAUUCAGUACUCUGCUCAUGAUCAUUACAAACAUUUACUUGGGAUUGGUUCAACUAGCCAUUCAGAUAUUUCGUAUAUACGUUUACGACGAUUUCUUGCUGGUGUUGGAGCUGGGACAACAUCGGUUACCUGUACAUACCCACUUGAUGUUGCUAGAGCACGUAUGGCAGUUACAACUGCUUCCAAAUAUUCUAGUCUUUUUCAUGCUAUACGAGCUCUUUAUACAGAAGAAGGAUUAAGUGCAUUGUAUCGUGGUUUUUCCCCUGCUCUCCUCGGUAUUAUCCCAUAUGCUGGGACAGCUUUCUUUACGUUUGAAACACUGAAAGAAACUUGUUUAGACAGAAACAAAGAUCCCAUCACUGGUAAACGGCCUAAAAAACUGUAUCCAUUUGAAAAUUUAUGUUGUGGUGCAGUGGCUGGAAUUUUAGGACAAACUGCUUCUUAUCCACUAGAUAUUGUUAGACGAAGAAUGCAAACUGCUAAUAUUACAGGUCAUCCAGAAUACAUAGAAAGUGUAUAUAAAACAUUACGAUAUGUAUAUAAAGAUGAAGGUUUUAUUCAUGGAUUAUAUAAAGGUUUAUCAGUGAAUUGGAUUAAAGGGCCAGUAGCUUCAGGUAUUAGUUUCACUGUUUAUCAUCAAUUUCAACAUUUACUUCAUCAAUGGAUAUUAAUUGAUGAAUAA
Molecule: messenger RNA, 945 nt
Organism: Schistosoma guineensis
Lineage: Eukaryota; Metazoa; Platyhelminthes; Trematoda; Strigeidida; Schistosomatidae
Source: the annotation of a GenBank genome assembly